CAACCACGAUCUGAAUACACUUCUUCCCUUUACCGCUCAACUUCUACCCAUCCCAGAUUUUCUCGUCCUAUUCACAAAGUUCAAGAUGUCUUCCUUUUUCGCCCGCCGCGCCCUGCGCACCGCUGCUCCUCUGUCUCGCACCUUUUCCAGCAGCGCAACCAGAUCCUCAUUUGCGAAGAUGACCAUCGUCGGCAGACUUGCUGAUACCCCAGAGCUUCUGCCUACAAGCACAGGAAAGGAGAUCCUAAGAUACUCUGUUGGUACAAACAGUGGACGUGGAGAUAACCAGAAGACGAACUGGUUCCGCGUUACUGCCUUCUUGCCUGAGGGACCGCAAAGAGAUUUCAUUGCAGGUUUAGAAAAGGGAACCCUUGUCUACGUUGAAGGAGAGGCUUCGAUGAGCCAAUAUGAAGAUUCCGAGGGCAAGCCAAAAAGCUCCUUGAACAUUGUCCAAAGACAACUCGAUGUUCUCUCCCCCAAGAAGCCCGCCCAGGCUCAGUAGAUCCAACUUCUUCGAAUACCCGUUCUCCGCCUACAUGACCUCUUGGCCGGCUGAUUACAUAUCAUUUGGUUUCCUUUGUCGAUUUUUACGUGGAAGAAAUAAUUGGGCGUUGGUGUAUCUGAUAGGGUCGGCUGGACUAUGUAUGAUUUGUGCUUGUAAGAAAUGAAGGGUUUUGAUGGAUGGAGGGGGCGGGGGGGACCUGGGUGAUGAUUGCAGUCUGUCCAUUUGGAAGCAAUGAAUCUCUCCUCACUAUGUAAAACCUUCACCCGCGAUUGCUAUUGAUUGUGCGAUACUUGGAGAACCUGUUCUGGAUAGAGUGGCAUUAUACUGAGGAUGGUGUCAACUCAAGGCCGGGAAACGGUGGGUACAAGCUCUGUGUUCGCCGUAUCCUCAUUUGCUGGCCUCGAGGUGCUUAGAGGUGAAUGCCUCGAGGAAGGCUGCUCUAUCUGCUCAUUUCAGCUUUUCCCCCAACUCAAAAUCGUGUGACGGAAGGCCGCGGCCCUCCGUAAGUCCUGGAGUACACCAUUUUGGGGAGUAAAGCACAUGUCUCUCACAUUUGUUGAUUUUAUUCUAGAUGUUCCAACCGCAACUCGGCUGCUGCCAUGUCGCAACUUGGUGAUGCAUACGUAUCAUUCUAGUAUCUGGUGUACAGGCCACGUUUCGAUCUCUUACUUUUUGAAGUACGCAAGUCUUUGUGGACCAUUGGCAUUUCCCGGCUGGACCACCAAAGCAAUGCCUGUAUUGAUGAUGUUGUGCAUGAGGAAUUCGACGAGGCACAAAUUGAAGUCGGCGACCUUGUGUGUAGUUUCAAGGACUGUUGAGCUUCUGUCUCCGAUGCUCUCCCCACUGGCUAUACACUCAUAACCUUAAUCUCAAUUCUUAAAUCAAAACUUCACCUCAGAAGUUGAUAAAAUUGAUGGUAAAAGAACCAAAUGGCUUCUUCUAAUCCACUUCUAGUUCUUGGCGAGAAGAUGCAGGAAGGUUGGAGAUGUAUUUCGAGUGGCCCAGUU
Molecule: messenger RNA, 1512 nt
Organism: Cadophora gregata
Lineage: Eukaryota; Fungi; Ascomycota; Leotiomycetes; Helotiales; Ploettnerulaceae
Exons: 3
Coding region: 86-502 (138 amino acids)
Biological process (GO): positive regulation of helicase activity; mitochondrial DNA replication
Cellular component (GO): mitochondrial nucleoid
Molecular function (GO): single-stranded DNA binding
Source: RefSeq, a predicted model, not a curated record